AUGUACAGCGCUGAGACUUGGACACUAACAGGCACACAGGAACAACGCCUGGAUGCCUUUGACUCAAAAUGCCAACGCAGGAUCCUAGGGAUCAGAUGGUAUGACCAUGUCUCAAAUACAACCCUACGUAGCAUCACCAAUCAGCCACCACUUUCCCAUAAGAUCCGCUCUGCCCGGCUCCGCCUCUUUGGCCACCUUGCCCGGGCAGAACCACCUCCCGAACCUGUCGUCCUGCUGAGAGAACCAAACCCCACUACCUGGUCCCGCCCCAGAGGACGACCCAGACGCACCUGGCUCGACCAACUGGCCAACGACCUACAGCAGACUGCCGGCCUUUCCAUCGCCGCAGCCUGGGAGGCAACCAGAGACAGAUCAACCUGGAGAUCGGAAACCAUUGUCAAGAAGCUGUAA
Branchiostoma floridae (Florida lancelet) is the source of this 411-nucleotide messenger RNA. RefSeq lists its product as uncharacterized. Bases 1 to 411 code for a protein of 136 amino acids. The record is from RefSeq and is a predicted model, not a curated record. The transcript is spliced from 2 exons. Lineage: Eukaryota; Metazoa; Chordata; Leptocardii; Amphioxiformes; Branchiostomatidae.